Molecule: messenger RNA, 906 nt
Organism: Eupeodes corollae
Lineage: Eukaryota; Metazoa; Arthropoda; Insecta; Diptera; Syrphidae
Gene: Prosbeta3
Product: proteasome subunit beta type-3
Exons: 1
Coding region: 153-770 (205 amino acids)
Biological process (GO): proteasome-mediated ubiquitin-dependent protein catabolic process
Cellular component (GO): proteasome core complex, beta-subunit complex; proteasome core complex
Source: RefSeq, a predicted model, not a curated record
CCUGUCAUCUUUUAUGCGAAACACAAAAUUCUAACCCUAAAAAAACCGACGGUCUCAAUUUGUUGGUCAUCCUCAAAUAGUUUUUGCAAAUAUUUUUAAACGGCUUCAUUAAAUACUGUAUUUGCCAUAUUUUAUUUAAAAAUCUAACAAAAAUGUCCAUCCUAGCAUACAAUGGAGGUUGCGUUGUCGCUAUGCGUGGUAAAGAUUGUGUAGCAAUUGCUACUGACCGUCGUUUUGGUGUCCAAGCACAGACCAUAGAAACUGAUUUCGAGAAAGUAUUCCAAAUCAAUCCACGUAUGUAUCUUGGUUUGGUAGGACUCCAAACGGAUAUCUUAACUGUUAAAGACCGUCUGGCGUUUCGUAAGAAUCUCUAUGAAUUCCGUGAGAAUCGUGAAAUGGUACCGAAACGUUUCUCGGCUAUGCUGUCGAGUUUUCUUUAUGAACAUCGUUUUGGACCUUACUUCAUUGAACCAGUUAUUGCGGGUUUAGACCCAAAGACUUUGGAGCCAUUUAUAUGCAAUAUGGAUCUAAUUGGAUGUCCUAACGAACCAGAUGAUUUCGUUGUGGCCGGGACUUGUGGCGAGCAGUUGUAUGGAAUGUGUGAAACAUUAUGGAAACCCGAUCUGGAACCGGACCAACUAUUUGAGGUAAUCUCCCAGGCAAUGAUCAACGCAUUCGACCGCGACGCCAUAAGUGGUUGGGGUGCAACUGUAUACAUAAUCGAGAAGGACAAGACCACCAUCAAAACAUUGAAAACUAGAAUGGAUUAGAGGAGAAGGCUAUUAAAGUCUUGCAUUUUUCUAUUUUCUAAAAUAAAAUAAAAUUCCAACAAUGUUUGUUUAUUCUUGUGGGAUAAGUGGAAAAUCGUUUUUAUUAAUAAAUAUUUCUUCGGAUAAAUAAUAAUUA